GUGCGGCGAGCCGGGGUGAUGACGUCAUCAUGGCGUGUGACGUUGACCCUGGCCCUUGUGUUGACCUCUCCGUGGAUGACCCCGACACCUGUACACGGACAGACCAUGGGUGCACGUGGGAGUGAUCGCCUUCUCAGAGAGGACAGAGGUCGUGCCCUUGACCGGAAACCUGACCUCAUUACGUCGCGACAUCCCCAUCAUCUACUACGAAGGACGCAGCACCGACACCAAAGACGCUUUCUCUAUGGCGCAGGCCAUGCUGCAGUCCGCCCGCAGUUUUCGGAGCGGAGCCACUCAGUCUGUGGUGAUCAUCACUGAUGGGGUGUCUAAAGACCCGCCUAACGCUCUGAAGGCCGCCGAGGUGCUUCUAUCAGAAGGUGUGAGGGUGUACUCUGUGGGGAUCGGCCGUAACGUGCGACUGUUGGAGCUAGUGGGCUUCACUGGCGGGAACAUCACCAGGCUCUUCCGGUGGAACCGGUUUGACGUUCUGCCGGACAUUGACCUUGACAUUGGCGCAGCAGCAACACCAACAGCAACAGUUUGGCUAGAGACAUACUCAGCUCACCCAUACGAGACCGCCACAGCGCCUGACUUCUCACAUGUCGAGUUGACCACAGCCACCGCCCGCCUGGCCCCCACCCCCAGCAGUCCUGUGUCUGACGUCAUGUUCUCCUCUCUCUACCCCGGACAUCACGGCUGGCCUGACGUGGACGGAGCAGGUUCGAAUCCCGGGGACGGGAGUAUCUUCUUCAACCGUUCCGACAUCCUCGCCGGACUGUGCGUGGACUCAGCAGCGAAGAAAGGCUUCGGUUAUCUCCCCCUGGCUACAGACGCCGGGAGUUACCUCCAGUGCUUCCUGUCUGACCUCGGUGACGUCACGGCGGUCAUCCGGCGGUGUCCGAGCGGUCAGCUGUGGGAGCAGAGGUCACUGACCUGUGUCCAGCCGUCAGGGGGCGCCACGUCGCUAGGCUCAUCGUUUGCCGUACAAAUCAACGUCACCGAUCCCUUAGGCCACACCCCCACGCUAUGCCACGCCCCUCCCCACGUGCCACGCCCCCUGGGGCUCAGCUUCCGGUACAGGCCUGAUGACGUCAGAAACGUGACAGCUUCCGGUGGCGGAGGGGAACAGGUGUUGGUGAGGUCCCGGUGGUGUAGUAGAGAGGGCCUUUUCAUCGUCACUGAGGAUGACCAGGCGAUACGGGUUCGAAUCUUUUCCAAGUCUGGCUACGUGAUGGGUGUGUCGCUGCC
Molecule: messenger RNA, 1248 nt
Organism: Aplysia californica (California sea hare)
Lineage: Eukaryota; Metazoa; Mollusca; Gastropoda; Aplysiida; Aplysiidae
Cellular component (GO): extracellular region
Molecular function (GO): chitin binding
Source: RefSeq, a predicted model, not a curated record